UCAGUGUAAUGUUCAUCAGUCCAAAUACACAAUGUGUUACGUGUUGAACAGCUUUGGUGUGUUUUCUUGCACAUCUCGUUGUGUGUCCUCAUAUAGCAGGUCAGCGCAGUUUCGGAUUUUCUCCAACAGGCCCAGUAAACCUCUGAAUGUCUCUGCAUGUUUAGAGGUGCGCUGAUGUGGAAAUGUGGAGUUUCCAUGUAUUGAUGAGGAAGCUUGGCAUGAAGGGAACCUGUCCAUAAGAGACACAGAAACACAGAGCACUGCUGAGCGCCUGCUUCUUUCACUUCAUCAUCAUGAUCAUCAACAGCCAGGGUCUCUUUGAUGGCAGCACAUGUAUUGUCAUGUUUUCUCUAAGAUUAUUCCUGACCUCGGCUUUGCCUCUAAAGGACAGUUGUGUGCUCGUGGGCCCAGAGAUGCCAGACUAUCGAGUUCAAGGCGAAGCGGUCAUCAUUGGAUUUCCUUUUCUUGAAGAUGCUGUGAAUUACAGGGGAUUGCGAGUGGACAACAGCUCAACCUUCCACAUUCGUCACAGCGGCAUGAGGAGCAAGAGCCUUGAGAGGGCAGUGAGCGGCCGAGAUGGGGUGAUGCUGACUGAGCGCAGGAUCCUGCUCCUCCCGUCUCACCCGUCAGACUCCGGAACCUACACCUACACCUUCAGGAGUGACACGUUCUGCCUUACUGGGAGUAUCACAGUAAUGAUCUUUGAGACAGAGGUGCCAAACAUGACUGUAAUGCCCUACACAGCACACGCGGGAGAAGACACCGAGAUCAUCUGUCCCCAUCUGAGAUACUUCCAGAGGUCAGAAAACCCAAAGUGGUACAAGGAUUUUCAGAGCACAGCUCUCCCUAUUGGCAAAGGGCGAUAUACAAUUGAAAGAGGCAUAAUUCUGUCCAUCAGAAACAUGUCUGUGAAAGAUGAGGGCUUCUACACCUGUAGGCUGAGUGUGAUUUUCAACAAUACCCAGUAUAAUGUGAGCAGGACCUGGAGAGUUCAAGUGUCAGUCCCUGGAUCAGAUGGUGCGGUCACCUCUAAUAGUCUCAGUGCUUUCACAUCACCAAGUCAUUCAUUGCCUUACAUUGUCUUUCCUGCAAACGGAUCCUUCACUGAAAGUCAUUUAGGCGCACGUUUGGUGAUCCAGUGCAUGGUGUCUGUUGGAAACCAAUUGACUCAGUCCACAGAUGUGACAUGGAUGGUUAAUGAACAGCCACUUGAAAACUCUUACCUGGGUCAACGUGCAUUUCAGACUGAAAAGAGUAUCUCAGGCGAGCAUCUGGAGGUGCAGCUGAUUAUCCUUGAGCUCCUAGAAGAGGACCACGGGACAGAACUGAAGUGCAUAUGUCAAAACAAAGACCAGAAACAGGAGGUUGUCACUCAAAUCAAGUUGGAAGACUCGGAGUCUGUGUGGCUGGUGAUAGCAGCUGCUUCCUCCUGUUUUACUCUACUGCUGUGUGUUUUUGCAUAUCAUUUGUGCAAGAGGCCACAGAAACGAAGGAACUAUGUUCUGGCUCGACAGAACAGCGCCAUUUGAAGAUGGCUUCCACUUCUUCAACAAUGCAGCUAUCCUCAUCCUGUUUCCAUAACUUUAAUCUUUUUUUUACUUUGUAACUUUUUUAUCCCUUUUUAAUUUUUAUUUUGAACCACAGCAUUGCAUGAAAUACACUGUCACAAUUUAUCAUGUAAGUCCAUAUAAUUCCAACAACAUUAACAUUAAGUUGGUCUUAAUUAUAUCCUACAUGUUAUACAAAAAUGAAAAUAUUAAAAACACCUAGUAAUACCAAAAUUGAACAGAAAGAAAUAAAAAUAAAUGAAUGGGAUAAAACAAAUAAGAUUAAUAGAAAAGGGUGACCAUGCUCUUUAUUAUAUAGCUCAUUAUUGUAAAAUCAACCCACCUCUUUAAUCUUUUUUUGAAGUCGUAAUGCAUAUGUGAUUUGUUCCAUUUCAUACAGUUCCCACACUUUUUGAAUCCAGGCAUCAUAUGAUGGAAGGUCAGGUGUUUGAGCAUCCACAUGUAAUACACUUACUGGUUGCGGCAAGUAGAAUUUGUAGUAAGAAUAUUUUAGAUCUACCCUCAAGGCCGUCUGGGCAUACACCCAGAAGCACAACUAAGGGAUCUUCAGGGAUUUCAUUAUGAAAGAUUUUUUUAAGAGCCUCAAAUACCUCUUUCCAAUAGGUUCUUAAUUUUGGAUGUGACUACAAAAUAUACAUACUGACAAACUCUGACAGAUUCUCCAACCCUUGUAUGAGCAGAAUGAAUUCCAUUUUGCAAUUAUCUGUGAGGUUCAAAGACUAUAGUUAUAAUUUUCCUUUUGAUUAAAGUUGGUCACAAGAUGUAUUUCACUGCAGACUUCCUCCUGUUGCAAAACGUCAGACUGAGAGGAAUCCAUUUGCAGCAGUUUAUUGGUUACAAACCAAAAUACAGAGUUGAAAACCAGCGAACAGGAAUAUCAAUGGCAGAGACAGAGUCAAACAACAGGCAGAGAUAGGGGCAGGCGGCAAACAGUUAGAGUCAGAAUAGUUCAAGGUCAGUGCAGGAAGAGAACAACUGAGAAACUCUAAGACAACAGAGAUACUAAAUGAUGUUUGUAUAGUUCUCCAAAUUUUUACCAUUACUUUAGCCCAUUCUUCCAUACAAAGGCUUUUUUCAGUGUUGACUCAGUAUGUAUGUGUGAGUUCUCUGAUCCAUGAGAUCGGGGACUCAGUUGGGUGGCAGAAGUAAAAAAAAUUGAAAUUUGGAAGUCCUAGUCCACCAUUUGUCUUGGAUGAUUGUAUUAUUUUAAGUUUAAUACUUGUUUUCCCUAACAAUUUUAUUCUAAUAAUUUUAUUCAGCAAAUCAAAUGUAGAUUUUGGAACGUCUAUGCUAACAUCUGGAACAAAUAUAAAUUUAAUUUUGGCAAAUCUACUAAUCAUACUAAUAGAUUCAAUGUGGCCAAUUAGAGAAAGAACCAACUAAUAAUCUAGAUCUUCACUAAUAUGUUUAAUUACUUUUUUAUAAUUUGUACUGUAUAAUUGGUCCAAUGAGGAAUGAAUAAAUAUACCCAAGAUCUUA
This is a messenger RNA of Puntigrus tetrazona (Sumatra barb), 3047 nucleotides long. RefSeq names its product interleukin-1 receptor type 2. Lineage: Eukaryota; Metazoa; Chordata; Actinopteri; Cypriniformes; Cyprinidae. Gene Ontology annotation, molecular function: interleukin-1 receptor activity. The transcript is spliced from 10 exons. The record is from RefSeq and is a predicted model, not a curated record. Bases 294 to 1529 code for a protein of 411 amino acids.